This is a messenger RNA of Sphaerodactylus townsendi, 8629 nucleotides long. RefSeq names its product leucine rich repeat kinase 2 (gene LRRK2). Gene Ontology annotation, molecular function: protein kinase activity; protein binding; GTP binding. Lineage: Eukaryota; Metazoa; Chordata; Lepidosauria; Squamata; Sphaerodactylidae. The transcript is spliced from 49 exons. Gene Ontology annotation, biological process: protein phosphorylation. The coding region runs from base 121 to 7425 and encodes 2434 amino acids. The record is from RefSeq and is a predicted model, not a curated record.
AGAGCUCGCUGUCUGGGCGGCUGCGCUGUCUGGGCGACUCCCCGCUGGUUCCAGGGUGGUCGAGGGCGCGGGCAAAAUGCGAGCUGAUCUUGGCAGGCUGGGGUGAGCAGAGGCGCAGCUAUGACCAGCCCGAAGGGGCUUGACAGCUGCUGCGGUGGAGAGGAAGAGGAGAGGCAAGAGACAGCGCUCAAGAAAUUGAUCGUCCGGCUGGAAAAUGUCCAGGAAGGGAACCCGAUUAAGACUUUGAUCCAGAUCCUAGAGGAUCUCCUCGCCUUCGCUUCUUCACCAAGCGGUCCCAAAUUACUCCGUGGAAAAAAUAUCCACGUGCCUUUGCUUCUGGUUCUGGACUCUUAUAUGCGAGUGGCAGACCUGCAACAGGUUGGCUGGUCACUUCUUUGCAAACUGAUUGAAGUCUGUCCAGACAUGCUUCAAAAGCUAGCAGCUCCCCAAGGGGUUGGAAAGGAAUGGGAAGUGCUCGGUGUUCACCAGCAGAUUCUUAAGAUGCUUAAGAUCCACCACACGAAUGUACACCUUUCAAUAGUUGGACUAAAAGCACUGAAUCUGCUUCUUACUUCAGAUGAGAUAACACUCCUUCUUUUGGAAGAAGGGACUGAUGUGUUUCUGUUGGUAUUUGAUUCCAUGGACACCUUUUCUGAUAAUGAAGAGAUCCAGAAAUACGGAUGCCAAGCUUUGCAUACGCUGCUAGAAAAAGUUCCAGAGGAGCAACUGAUUGAAUUUGUUGAGGACCGAGAUCAUAUGAUCAUACUCAAUGUAUUUAAAAAAUUUCCAGAGAAAGAAAAUGUAGUACUUCUUGCACUUCAUUCUUUACACUCACUGGCUGGACCAUCCAGCAAUGUAGAAGUUCUUAUGUCUGGAAAUGUGAGGUGUUACAAUGUCAUAGUGGAGACAAUGAAAAUGUUCCCCCACAGUGAAUCAGUUCAUGAAGUGAGCUGCCGCUUGUUGCACAAGCUUACAUUGGGAAACUUUUACAAUAUCCUUGUGCUGAAUGAUGUCCAUGAAGUCAUUGUGCAGGCUGUUGGAAAGUACCCUGCAAAUGCAAAGCUACAGGCUGCAGGACUCAGCUGUUUGGCUCUUCUCACGGAAACAAUAUUUUUAAACAGAGAUUUGGAAGAAACAAAAGAGGAGGAAGAAAAGGAGGAAGAAAAAGAGGAAUUAUACUGGCUGGAAGCCUGUUAUAAAGCCUUAAAAUGUCACCGAAAAAAUAUUGAUGUACAGGAAGCUGCAUGUUGGGCUUUGAAUAAUCUCCUUAUGUAUCAACCUUGUCUUCAUGAGAAGAUUGGAGAUGAAGAAAAAAGGUUCCCAGCACACAGAGAAAUGAUGCUAGCCAUGUUGGUGCAUUCCAGCUCAAAAGAAGUAUUCCAAGCUGCUGCAAAUGCCUUGGCAACUCUAUCGGAACAGGAUGUAAGCAUUAGGAAAAUCCUGUUGGCAAAAGGAAUACAUAUGAAUGUGCUAGAGAUACUGAAGAAAUACUCCAGUUACCCUGAAGUUGCAGAAAGCGCUUGCAAAUUACUGAACCAUGCAUUUGAAGGAAGUUGCCCUCCCCUGGAUAUAAUGACAGUGGCUGCAUCCAGAGUUGUGAAGAUUAUGAGGAAGCAUAAAAAGUUGUUAUCUGUACAGCUAGAAGCACUUCAAGUUAUUUUACAUUUUAUGAAUCUCCGAGGAAUGAAAGAACAACUGAAUAGCUCCUCAGGAGAUGCUGACCUAGCUCUGACAUUAAAAGUUAUUAAAAACCAAUGUUUGUUGGAAGGGGCUCAUACACUAGUCCUGGAUGCUCUGAACAGGUUUGUUGGAAAUCCUGGUGUUCAGAAAUGUGGAUUUCAAAUCCUUUCUUCUGUAGUGGAAUGUUCAGGUGCUCUUGAAAUGUUGUUACACCAGGGAAUGACAGACACUGUGCUCCAUUCACUGCAAAUGUAUCCUGAUGAUCAAGAAAUACAGUGCCUAGGUUUAAGUCUCCUGAGAUCCUUGAUCUCAAGGAAAAAUUUAUGUAUCGCUACAAUACAUGUUCUGGCAACAGUUCUGGUUACCACUCUGCGACGAUUUAAGGAUGUUGUUCAAAUACAGACACACGUUUGUGAGAAAGGAAGCAAUCCUGAGUUGGUAGAACUGCUGCUGAACAGCGGUGCUCGUGAGCAGGAUGUUCGAAGUGCUCUAACAGUCAGCAUCAAGAAAGGAGACAGCCAAAUCAUUAGCUUGCUCUUAAAAAAGCUUAGUUUGGACAUAGCAAACAGCAGCAUCUGUCUUGGAGGAUUCGGUGUCGGUAGAAUUGAACCUUCUUGGAUGAGCCCACUGUUUCCAGAUAAACGAGCAUCCUUCAGAAAACCAACACAUUCAGGUUCUGCUUUGGCAAGAAUGGUGCUUAGAUAUCAGAGGAAAAGCAGUUAUGAAGACCAGGCAAAAUACAGUUCUGAUACAAAUACUGAAGAAUCUGCAUUGGAGAAAGGUGAUGAUUGGGCUUUCCUGCCUGACCCAUUAGUCGACAGUGUUUUCCAUCUGAAUUAUGAUGUCGAUAGUGAAGGGAGUGAAAGUUCAUUUAUAACAAAGAAGAAAUCCAGCUCUGUGACAGUUGGUGAUUUCCACAAAGAAAUGGCCUCAGAGGCAUGUUCUUCUACUCCCCAAAGGCAUUCCAUGGGAUCUGGGUCACAUUAUGAACCUUUAAGGGAUCAGAGAAGAAAAAUAAUGUAUUCUGAUGAAUGCCCCAAGGGCAUUUCUAAAUUCCAGUCAAGUUUAAAGAGGUCAGACAGUUUUUCUUCAUUGGUCUCUGACAAGGAAUAUAUUAAGUCAUUGGAUCUUUCAUCAAAUGAACUGGAGAAUAUAGAUAGCAUCUGUCAAUGCUCUUCCCUGAUAACUCACCUGGAACAUCUUGAGAAACUAGAGCUGCAUCAGAAUGCACUGUCUCAUAUUCCAGAACAACUUUGUGAGACUUUGAAACUUUUGAAUUACCUGGACCUGCAUAGUAAUCAUUUUACAUCUUUUCCCCUAUACCUGUUGAAAAUGCCUUGUAUAGCACACCUUGACAUCUCACGCAACGACAUUGGCCCUUGCUUUGUUCUAGAUUCUAAGAUUGUCUGUACCACUCUAAAGCUGCUGAAUUUGUCUUACAACCAGUUGUCAUGCGUUCCUGAAUUUCUGGCUGAUGUCGCCAAAAAACUGGAGCACCUUAUAUUAGAAGGUAACAAGAUUCCAAGUAUAUCCUCAUCUAUACAUUUGAAAGAACUGAAGGUUUUAAACAUUAGUAAAAAUGAUAUACAUUUCCUUGUUGAGAAUUUUCUGAAGGAGUGCUUGAAACUAGAGAUAUUAAAUGCUGGGAUGAAUUUACUUAAUACUAUACCAGACCUGCCAUCCAACAUAACUACAUUGAAAUUAUGUCAGAAUAGUUUUUCUAGUAUUCCAGAAGCAAUUCUUCUUCUCCCUCAUUUGCGUUCAGUAGAUUUGAGCAACAAUAAAAUCAUAAGCCUGCCUGGGCCUGUGCACUGGAAAUCCUCUAAUUUAAGGGAGCUAUUAUUCAACUGUAAUAAAAUAGACAUUCUUGACUUGAAUGAAAAACCUUUUUCGUGGUUUCGACUUGAGAAGCUGCACCUAUCCCACAAUCAGUUAAAAGAGAUCCCCCCUCAGAUUGGAUUUCUAUGUAACUUGACAUCUCUUGAUGUCAGUUAUAAUCCAGAUUUAAGAUCCUUCCCUGAUGAAAUGGGAAAGUUGUCCAAAAUCUGGGACCUCCCUUUAGAAGGGUUACAUCUUAAUUUGGAUUUCAAGCAUGUAGGAUGGAAAGCCAGGGAUAUUAUAAGGUUUCUUCAACAGCGUUUAAAGAAAGCAGUCCCUUAUAACCGGAUGAAACUCAUGAUUGUUGGGAAUACUGGCAGUGGCAAAACUAUGGUCUUGAAUCAACUAAUGAAAACCAAACGACCAGAACUGGGAAUUCAGAAGGCUACUGUGGGCAUUGAUGUGAAUGACUGGAAAGUUCAAGUAAAGGCCAAAGUAAAAAAAGAAGUAGUAUUAAAUGUCUGGGAUUUUGCAGGCCAAGAGGAAUUCUACAGUGCUCACCCUCACUUUAUGACCCAGAGAGCUCUGUACCUUGCUGUUUAUGACCUCAGUAAAGGUGAAGCUGAAGUGGAUGCUAUGAAGCCAUGGCUAUUUAACAUCAAGGCCCGAGCAUCAUCAUCCCCUGUGAUUCUCAUUGGCACCCAUUUAGAUGUAUCUAAUGAAAAGCAGCGUAAAGCUUGUGUCAGCAAAAUUACCAAGGAACUGCUGAAUCAGAGGGGAUUUCCAGUAAUUCAGGAUUACCAUUUUGUGAAUGCUACAGAAGAGUCUGAUGCCAUGGUCAAACUUCGAAAAACUAUCAUAAAGGAGUGUCUAAAUUUCAAACUGAGAGACCAGCCAGUUAUUGGGCAGCUAAUCCCAGACAGCUAUUUGGAACUGGAGAAGAAGAUUCUCGAGGCACGUUCUAAUGUUCCAACAGAAUUUCCUGUGAUUGACCAGAAACAAUUAUUAGAACUGGUACAAGAAAAUAAACUACAAUUGGAUGAAAAUGAGCUCCCUCAUGCUAUCCAUUUUCUGAAUGAAUCAGGAGUUCUUCUACACUUUCAAGACCCUGCACUUCAACUGAGAGAUUUGUACUUUGUUGACCCAAAAUGGCUAUGUAAAAUCAUAUCACAGAUCUUGACAAUUAAAGUUGAAGGCUUUCCUAAAUACCCAAAGGGAAUCAUCAAGCGUUCCGAUGUAGAAAAUUUCCUGUUGAAGAAGAGUAAAUUCCCCAAGAUUUACAUGUCACAAUACUUUAGGCUUCUGGAGAAGUUUCAGAUUGCACUCCCACUUGGAGAAGAUCAGCUCCUGGUUCCAAGCAGCUUGUCAGAUAACAGGCCUGUCAUAGAACUACCUCACUGUGAAAAUUCAGAAAUUAUCAUUAGGCUGUAUGAAAUGCCAUAUUUUCCAAUGGGAUUCUGGUCCAGGCUAGUCAACAGACUGCUUGAAGUGUCUCCAUAUAUGCUUUCAGGAAGAGAACGAGCUCUUCGUCCUAACAGGAUGUAUUGGAGACAAGGGAUAUAUCUGAACUGGUCACCUGAAGCAUACUCCCUAGUGGAAUCAGCAGUUUUUGAAAAUAAUCCAAAUAGUUUCCUAAAAAUUACUGUGCCUUCUUGCAGGAAAGGUUGCAUUCUCCUGGGGCAAGUUGUAGAUCACAUUGAUUCUCUUAUGGAAGAGUGGUUUUCAGGGAUGUUAGAUGUGGAUGUAUGUGGUGAAGGAGAAACACUCUUGAAGAAGUGGGCAUUGUAUAGUUUUGAGGAUGGUGAAGAGCAUCAGAAAAUACUGCUUGAUGACCUACUUAAAAAAGCAGAAGAAGGUGAUCUCUUGGUAAAUCCAUAUCAGCCAAAGUCUACCAUUCCAAUAGCCCAGAUUGCUCCUGAUCUAGUCCUGGCUGAUUUGCCUAGGAAUAUCAUGUUGAACACUGAGGAAUUACGAUUUAACCAAACACCAGAAUUUCUUCUGGGUGAUGGUGGAUUUGGAUCUGUAUACCGUGCUUCUUAUGGUGGUGAAGAAGUAGCUGUGAAGAUUUUUAAUAAGCACACAUCGCUUAGACUGCUAAGACAAGAACUUGCAGUGCUUUGCCACCUUCACCAUCCUAGCUUGGUGUUCUUACUGGCUGCAGCAGUGCGUCCCAGAAUGCUUGUCAUGGAACUCGCCCCCAAGGGAUCUCUAGAUCGGUUACUGCAGCAAGACAAUGCAACUUUAACCAGGACGCUCCAGCACAGGAUAGCUUUACAUGUAUCUGAUGGCUUAAGGUAUCUGCAUUCGGCAAUGAUUAUUUACCGUGAUUUAAAGCCUCAUAAUGUGCUGCUUUUCACACUGUAUCCUAAUUCAGCAGUCAUUGCAAAGAUUGCUGACUAUGGCAUUGCUCAGUAUUGUUGCAGAAUGGGGAUAAAAACUUCAGAAGGCACCCCAGGAUUUAGAGCACCAGAAGUUGCAAGAGGAAAUGUUAUUUACAAUCAACAAGCUGAUGUGUAUUCAUUUGGCUUGCUCCUAUAUGACAUUUUAACAGCUGGUGGGAGAAUAUUAGAAGGCAUGAAAUUUCCAAAUGAAUUUGAUGAACUAGCUAUCCAUGGAAAGUUGCCAGAUCCUGUAAAAGAAUAUAGCUGCUCUCCCUGGCCAGAAGUUGAAAAUUUAAUUACGAAGUGUUUGAAAGAAAAUCCCCAGGAAAGACCUACAUCUGACCAGGUUUUUGAUAUUCUGAAUUCUGCAGAACUCAUCUGCUUGAUGAGAGACAUCUCACUACCUUGUUCCUCUGCAUCUGAGUGCAUGGUCGCUACAAAUAAAAGCUGUAAGAAGACAGGAGUCUGGCUGGGUAGUGGGAACUCAGAAACAUGGCAGCUCUCAUUCAUUGACUUAAGUACAGAUGGGCAUACUUGUCAGGGCGUUACAGAUUCCAGAAUAUUGUGCUUGGUCCUGGUGACACUUCCUGCAGAAAAGGAAAACUGGAUUGUAGCUGGAACACAAGCUGGUUCUCUGUGGGCCUUUCACACACAAGAUGAGAAACACAAGCACCAGUUGCAGAAGAUGUCAGAUUCGGUCACGUGUCUUUACUACAACUCUUUUGCAAAUCAAAGCAAGCAGAAUUUCUUUUUAGUGGGUACUGCUGAUGGACAACUAGCAAUUUUUGAAGACAGAGCAGUAAAGUGCAAGGGUGCUGUACCUUUGAAGAUAUUGUUAGUUGGGAACGUCAGCACUCCACUUGUAUGUUUAAGUGAAUCUAAUUAUCCAUCUGAAAAAUACGCCAUCUGGGGAGGCUGCGGAACAAAGAUUAUCUCAUUUUCCAGUGACUUAUCUGUUUACAAACUCAUUGAGACAAAGACAAGCCAACUAUUGUGCCACAAAGCUUACAGUGAUGCCAAUAUUAUUUCAAUAGCAGUAGACAAAUCAAUCUACUUGGCAAAGAAGAAUAGUUAUUUUGUGGAAAUCUGGGAUAAGAAGACAGAGAAGCUUUGUGAACUAAUAAACUGUGUACAUUUUCUAAAAGAGGAAGUCCCAAAGCUGAGUAAAGAAGCCAAACAAAACCUUGCCUAUCCGGGAAGAGUGAAGACUAUCUGUUUGCAGAGGAAUACAGCCCUGUGGAUUGGCACUGGGGGAGGUCAUAUCCUGCUGCUUGACCUCUCCACACGCCUCCCCAUAAGGAUCAUAAGCGAUUUCUGUGAUUCUGUGAGACUAAUGACAACUGCCCAGCUAGGAAGUCUCAAGAAUGUUGUUCUGGUUUUGGGCUGCUGUUAUAAAAGUGGUAAAGACAACAAACUCAAUAAAGGAUUGCACACAUGUGUGUCUGUAUGGGACAUUAACCUGCCACAUGAAGUACAAAACCUGAGAAAACACAUUCAGAUAAGACAAGAGUUAGCAGAAAAAAUGAGGGGUUUAUCUUUGGAUUAAGUGACAAUGAAGAUGCGUCCUAUUAGCUGUAUAUUUAUUUUAUGGAGGAUUGUUGCAGGUGGGGGGAGGUGUCUCAGUCUAGCCCGACUGGAAUGUACAGUAGAAAUUCUCUGUGGAAUGCACCAAUUUUGUUUAAAAUGCAUAAACUAUAUUAGUGGCAGGACAGAGUAAUAAUUUCCCUGUGCUGCUAUCUUGGGGGUGGGGGGCAAAACUGCUUAUAAUAUAAGUACUGAAUUCCUUUGAUCAGCUUAAAUGUUGUCAGUUAUGGCACCCAUGUUUGGAGUAGUCCAUUGUUCCUUUUUAUAUCUACACAUAUGCAUUUACUUUAACUUUUUUUGAAAACUGUAGUUUUUGAAAUACAGCCUUGUGGUUAUUUAAAUAGAUGUCAGUCAGGUCCAUUUUCUUGCUAAAGCUAAAGAUGUUAGCAAGUUAAAUUCCUUCAUUGAAUGUUUUGGUGCUUGAAUGAGGAAAGAUAAGCCACUGAUGAUUUUGCACUAUAGUUGGGCACAUAAACCACAGAACAGUGGAAAUUGCUCACGCAAAUGUACAAUUUUGUUAACGCAUUAUGCAGAGCUGAGUACUGGGACUAGAUCCUGCUGUAAACAGAAUUUGUUAAUGUAGGUAAGAUUGUCAGCUGCUCCUGGUAUGACUCAGGUUUUAAGAUCCUGCAGUAUAAUCCCACAACAGAAUUUAGCCAUUCGUAGAUAUUUUAUCAUCAGAAGCCUGGUUACAAACAUCUAGCAUAUCACCCCCAGGAUGUCCUUUCUGCCUUUCACAUUGCCACUUUGUUAACAAACCUGCAUUAAUACUCAAACUUUCAGAACAAAAACAUGUUUAAAUGUUGCACAUGAACACCAGUGCCAUGUGCACUGUGACAAUCUAGAGUCACAAGGAGAAGGGUUUUUUUAAAAAAAGAAAGAAUCUAACUGCAGCCUUCUCAGUGAGGUAUUGCCAGAGUCCUUGGAUAGCUUACAGUUUUGGAUAACUCUUAUCUCUCAAUACAGGAUUAAUACUGGAGCUCCUGAAGAAGAGCUCACUCGUUUUAUCUAUCUGGUGUCAAAACUGCACAUAGAGUGAUAGUUGUGAAGCUGCCAUUUAAUUUGUUCUUAUUGUGAGUCUGCUGCAAAUAUAUUUAUUCUGCCAUUUAUAACUUAAAAACUGUACAUUGUUGUUAAAAAUAAACUUUUAUAUCUUUUGCAUAAAA